Messenger RNA from Cuscuta epithymum, 4541 nucleotides. Lineage: Eukaryota; Viridiplantae; Streptophyta; Magnoliopsida; Solanales; Convolvulaceae. The record is from the annotation of a GenBank genome assembly.
GUGUAAUAGAAGUUGGAGGAUUAUGGGAUUACUAAUAACAAUUAAACAAAAAGGUAGGUCAAAGAAUAAGCAAGAUGAUCCUGCCUUCAAGCUUCAAAAGUAAAACUUGGUAAUCUUCUUCAAUAAUAAGAUGAAUUUUACUACGUAUAACUUAUAACUCAGACUCAUGAUCCUGCCUUCAAACUUGAAAUGAACUUAUUCAGGAGGCAAGCACGGCUGAACCGGAACCUUGAUUUAGCCUCCGUCGCUGCACCUGUUUCCAGUCGGACCAAGAGCUCUGCAAUCUGCCCGGCAAAAUUGGACAGCAAAUCAGAAUCAUCCUCCGUUCUGGCUGAGAAAACUCCCUCUACCCACUCCACUAAACUAUUCUCCCACCCCCUGUAGUUCAAAAAUGUAAAUUUACCGGCGGUUUAAGAACCAAAAGACAAAUGAACUAUCCUUUCAAAAUAUGCAGAUAAGUGUUCCCAAUUCACCAUCUUAUGAAACCAUUUAGUAUUAUGUUGAUAUAUAUUCAAAUCUCUAACGUUUCAGGUGCACGAUUGAUUGAUUAUACUCCGUACACAACAUUCCUGUUUAAUGUUUUAUGCUCUGAAUUGGCAGCUGAUAUAUCUUUGAGGGUUCUAGCUAGCCAGGGACAUGAAAUUCCUCUGAAAAUUAAAUAUUUCCUGCAGGAUCGGAGGAUCUUAGUUCUCAGUUUCUUCCAUGGAAGUAAAACAUUUGAGGCCAGGCCACUGCUUUACCUCAGCAUAAACUUGAGGGUUAUUUUGCUUUUCACGGAAGAGUAAAAUUUGGUCAUAAGUUUCACUCUUAGCUUGUACGUUAGACAAUAGAUGCUUCUCACGUUAAGAUACAUCAUUCUAUUAUUGAACAAACGUUUAAAUAAAAAACAUACUCCACUAGCUGGCCUAAAGCACUGGCCUUUAUGUAUAAAUAGCUCAUUCUCUGAGUUAUUAGUCAUUAAAUUCAAGAAAAGUUAGCUUAUUAGUUCUUUACAUCCAUGAAGAGUAGUGGUACUGUAAUACACAUGGUUUAUCACAUUUGUUCUGUUUUUGUAGUUUGUUUGGUGUUGGGCGGCUUCUGUUCAACGGGCGGUAGCGUCCAGCAACAGAUUAGUGAUGAUGGUGUGGAUAUUUACAUUGUUCAUGUAAGUCCACUCACCAACACCAAUGGGUUGGAAUUGUCACAAGAUCAUUAUGCUGCUACCUAUCAUUACCAUCAAUCAUUUGUGUCAGGUCUCAUCAGCAGUGCCACUGCUGUUGGAGUAGAGUCAUCGUCGUCUCCAAUAAUACUACACUCAUAUCGGCAUGUGAUUUCGGGAUUUGCAGCAAAGCUGACGCCCGAGAUGGUGAGUGAAAUGAGCCGCAAGGAAGGGUUUAUAUCGGCCAGUCCCCAGAAAGUGUACCAUUUGCAGACAACCCAUUCUCCUGACUUCUUGGGGCUCCUCCGGCAAGACGUUGAUGGGUUUUGGCAAAAGUCAAGCGGUUAUGGGAAGGGUGUGAUAGUCGGGCUUUUGGACACUGGGAUCACCCCAAACCACCCGUCGUUUUCCGAUGAAGGCAUCUCACCUCCCCCUCCAAAGUGGAAGGGGACUUGUGAUUCUGACGUAAAGGCAUCUUGCAACAACAAACUCAUAGGUGCAAGAAGUUUCAUCGACGGAUCUUCAUCAUUAGAUGAAGAAGGGCAUGGCACACACACCUCCGGAACGGUUGCUGGAAACUUUGUGAAGGAUGCGUCCGUGUUUGGAAACGCUAAUGGCACGGCUUCUGGAAUGGCACCACUGGCUCACGUGGCUAUGUACACGGUCUGUGACAUGUUUGGAUGUGUCUCUUCUGCCAUAUUGGCUGGAAUGGAUGCAGCCAUAGAGGAUGGCGUUGACGUCCUCUCUGUUUCCCUAGGAGGUGCCUCUCUGGCUUUUUUUGACGAUGUCAUCGCCAUGGGUACCUUUGCUGCUAUGAGGAAAGGCAUUUUUGUAAGUUGUGCAGCCGGCAAUUCUGGCCCCGAUCAACAAACAUUGUCGAAUGAGGCUCCCUGGCUUCUUACAGUCGGGGCUAGCACAAUCGAUAGACGCAUCAUGGCAACACUCAUUCUUGGGAACAAGGUCGAACUGGAGGGCGAAUCAGUUAACCAGGCUGAGGUCUUACCUCUCAUGCCUUCACUGCCUCUGGUAUACCCAAAAAAUGAUGAAACCUUCUGUGAGUCAUUGGAUGGAACAGAUGUGAAAGGAAAAGUGGUGGUGUGUGAGAGAGGAGGCGAGGUGAGUCGAGUUGGUAAGGGGGGAGUAGUGAAGGCUGCCGGUGGGGCCGCCAUGGUUUUAGUGAAUGAUAAAACCAAUGGUGACUCAAUAUUAGCUGAUCCUCAUGUGCUUCCAGCUACUGAGUUGAGUUACAAUGAUGGGUUGAAGGUCAAAGCCUAUGUAAAUUCCACCUCAUCACCUACUGCCACUAUUGCAUUUAAAGGCACUGUUAUAGGGGAGAAAAAUGCACCAGCAGUUGCAUCUUUUUCUUCCCGAGGGCCUAACCAGGCUAGCCCAGGAAUUCUCAAGCCAGACAUUAUUGGACCCGGGGUCAACAUUCUUGCUGCAUGGCCCGAUUCGGUAGAUAAUGAGAUUAUUAAGAAGACAAUGAGUAAUUCAAACCCACCAAAGUUUAACAUGAUUUCUGGCACCUCAAUGGCAUGUCCUCACCUUAGUGGCAUUGCAGCCUUGCUGAAGAGCGCACACCCCACUUGGUCUCCCGCUGCCAUCAAAUCUGCUAUCAUGACUACGGCAUAUCAGAACAACCUCAACGGCGACAAGAUCAAUGACGAAAUGUCAAAUCCUGCUGAUUUCUUCGCCACAGGUGCAGGUCAUGUGAACCCGGGAAGAGCAAAUGAUCCCGGGCUUGUCUAUGACUUGCAACCAGAUGAUUAUAUCCCUUACCUAUGCGGUCUCAAUUACACGGAUCAACAGGUUCAAAUGAUUGUGCAGCAGAAAGUUAACUGUUCCAAUGUUACCAGAAUACCCGAGGCCCAAUUAAAUUACCCAUCUUUCGCUAUCCAACUCGGAACAAAAACUCAGUUAACAUAUUCGAGGACGGUUACUAACGUUGGAGAUGCAAAUUCCACGUAUGUCGUUAAUAUCACUACCACCCCGGGCGUUGAUGUUGAGGUAACGCCAAAAAGUCUGAUCUUCCGUGAGGUGAACCAGAAACUGUCUUAUAAUAUUACCUUCACCCGAACUUCUAAUAAAGGUUUUAGUAAUGGUGAUAGUAAGACGGUUCAAGGGGCAAUAUCUUGGGUCUCUAGUAAGAACAUUGUGAGAAGUCCAAUUGUUGUUGCACCAUUGGGAUUAAGGAGUAUCAUCAUUGAUGAAAAAGUGGGGGUAGAUGCAGAAUGAUUGAUUACCCUUGACAAACUGCCUUUGCUAGAUAAGUCUAGGCAAAAGUGUGUGCUUGGUUAUUCUUCUGAAAGUUUCAGUCUGAAACCAUUGCACGAGGUUGCGUACGCCGUAGUUGGAGAUUUGCAUUUGUUACCAUGUAUUUCACACGAGUCAUGACAAUAAAAGUUAAAAAAUUAAAACUUAAGGGUGUUUGGCAAACGACCUAUUAGUCAUCUUUUUUGUUUUGUUUUGUUUUUGUUUUUAUAUGGUUUCUACAUGGUCAAACAACUAUUUCUUCUGUUAUAAAUAACAUUUUGAAGUAAUUUUUGCGUGUCAAGCAAAAAAAGAGAAAAACUACAUCGACACCUUUAUUUCCAUUGCAACUUCACCGCAAAAGUCUGGGAGGACAUAAGAAAGUGGCUGAACAUCAAACGAAGCAUGUCUACACUCUCUUGCUCGAUGAAGUCGAUUGGGAAAGAGUAUGCAGGUAACCAGAUGAAGAGAAAAGCUGUCCAGAUUGCUCUAUGCAGCUCACUCUACAUCAUUUAUCCAGUGAGUAUAAUCAUGCAUUAGACUUUAGACUUGUACCAUUGUAAACUCUUAUUUAUGUGCUUCAGGUUAUUGAGUUUAGUUCGCCCAAUAUGAGGGAAUGACUUCUUUUUGUUUGGUAAUACCAGUAUAGUAGGGCUGUUUGAUGGGACUUUUAGCUAGAUUGGAUAACAUUAGAGAGAAUGCUCUCUAAAUGUUUGUAUGUUUCUCAGGGGUAUGCCCUGGUGCACUUGUAAAUCAAUUUUGGGCUUUAAUACAUUGACAUUUUAACCUUGAAAAACUAUUUGAGUAUCUUUUCAUAGCGACUUUCUAAGUAUAUCAAUUUUGUGACCUAUUCCAUAAGUAUUUAAAAACAAUACUCCCUCUAUCCCGAAAUGAAGUUCCCGGUUUGACCUACACACAUUUUUAUGUAAGGUAAAGUUUUGUUUUGACUUUCUAAGUAUACCCUUACUUUAUGUCAAAUCAAGCAAAAAGUGGAUAAAAAUUAAGAGUAGUUGUGACUUUUGGGUUAAAAGUGAUUUUCUUAUAUAGAAAUAAGAACUUCUUUUUGGGGCUUCUAUAAAAGGAAAGUGAGAAAUUCUUUUCGGGAUUUAGGUAGUAUAUGAAGUAGUAAAUAUAAAUAAAAACAAAAAUUGUG